CUUAUCUUCACUGGAAUCUAUGUUCAUGUGUAGGUUACUUACUAACUAACUGUCCAGUUAAAGCUCUUUUAUUCUAUUUCUCUCAGUCAUCGCGUAGACUGGCAGUCAACUUUGAAGCUCCAAAAGUUCUUCACGUUCCCAUAUGCACCUAAAUCAUCUCCAUAAGAACACUCAACAACCCGUCUGAAACUUCGACACAAGCACCAAAAAAACAGCCAUGGAAGAUCCCCAAAACAAACCUCCACACAUAGCCAUUGUCCCAACUCCAGGAAUGGGCCAUCUAAUCCCACUUGCUGAGUUAGCUAAACAACUCGUCCUCCAUUGCAAAUUUUCCAUCACCUUCGUAGUUCCCAAUGACGGAUCAUCCAUGGAACCCCAUAAGAAACUCCUUCAAUCCUUACCGAAAACCAUAUCCUCCAUCUUUCUUUCGCAUGUGAGCUUCGACGAUCUCCCUGACAACGCUCCGAUUGAGGCAAGAAUCGUACUCAGCUUGAUCCGUUCUCUUAAUUCUCUUCGAGACUCGUUAAAAGUACUAAACGAGUCGACUCGUUUAGUCGCCCUGGUCGUCGAUCUCUUAGGCACGGAUGCUCUUGCAUUGGCUAAAGAUUUCGACAUUCUUCCCUAUAUCUUCUUUCCUUCAUCGAUGAUGGCUUUGUCAUCGGUUUUCUAUCUUCCAAAACUUGAUGAAACUUACCGUUGUGAGUACAGGGACAUCCCCGAACCGGUUAAGUUACCCGGAUGUGUUCCUAUCCAUGGAAAGGAUCUCAUGGAUCCGGUUCAGGAUAGGAAAAACGAGGUCUAUAAAAUGGUUCUUCAUAUAGCAAAGUUGUAUAAUAAUGCUUCUGGGAUUUUGGUUAAUAGUUUUGCGGAUUUGGAACCAGGUGCUUUCAAGGCCUUGAAAGAAGGAAUUCAAGGAAACCCACCGGUUUACUCUGUUGGACCUCUGAUUCGGGUCGGGUCUGAAGUCGAUAGGAGAUCCGAGUCCGAGUGUUCGAGGUGGCUGGAUAAGCAGCCAAAAGGGUCGGUGUUGUUUGUUUCGUUUGGGAGUGGUGGAACUCUUUCUCAUGAGCAACUGAACGAGUUGGCUUUGGGAUUGGAGAUGAGCGGUCAGAGAUUCCUUUGGGUGGUUCGGAGGCCAAAGAAAGCUGCACAUGGAAAUUACUUUGAUGCCCAGAGCGUGGAAAACGACGACGUUUUUAAUUUUCUACCCGACGGGUUUCUGGAAAGGACAAAGGAAGUGGGAUUGGUUGUCCCUUCUUGGGCUCCACAGGUGCAGGUUCUUAGCCAUGGUUCCACUGGUGGGUUUGUUUCCCACUGUGGUUGGAAUUCUGUGCUGGAGAGCAUCGUUCAUGGUGUGCCUUUGAUUGCUUGGCCACUUUAUGCUGAGCAAAAAAUGAAUGCUGUUUUGUUGGCCGAUGAUUUGAAAGUUGCUGUGAGGGUCACAGUCAAUGAUAAAGGUCUGGUUGGGCGCCAAGAAAUUGCCGAGUAUGCAAAGGGACUGAUUGAAGGAGAAGAAGGAAAAUUGCUUAGGCACAGGAUGGAAAGUUUCAAGGAAGCAGCUUCAAUGGCUUUGAGCAAAGAUGGGUCUUCUACAAAAUCACUUGCGGAGGUUGCUCAGAUUUGGAAUAGGCACAAAAAUUAAUCCCCAAUAUCUUAUUACCUCUGUUUUCUAUGCUUGUUUUGCAUCUUCUUUAAUUUCUCUGUUUUUUAGUCUCUGAAAUCCACCUACUAGCCCCCUCAUAUGCCAGGCUUGAUUUGCAAAGAAAACACCAGAAAUUUCAUGUACUUAGUUGUCUUUUUCCUUUUUUUAGCUGAAACAUGUACUUCGUUGUCCAAUACUAUUAUUAUGUAUGCGACGCAGUGUACGCCAUGGUGUGGUUGAUAUAUAAUUUUACUUCCAGGCUUUGCAACCA
Molecule: messenger RNA, 1913 nt
Organism: Ziziphus jujuba (common jujube)
Lineage: Eukaryota; Viridiplantae; Streptophyta; Magnoliopsida; Rosales; Rhamnaceae
Product: hydroquinone glucosyltransferase-like
Exons: 1
Coding region: 218-1642 (474 amino acids)
Molecular function (GO): UDP-glycosyltransferase activity
Source: RefSeq, a predicted model, not a curated record